Messenger RNA from Emiliania huxleyi CCMP1516, 1377 nucleotides. RefSeq lists its product as hypothetical. The coding region runs from base 1 to 1377 and encodes 458 amino acids. The transcript is spliced from 3 exons. Lineage: Eukaryota; Haptophyta; Isochrysidales; Noelaerhabdaceae. The record is from RefSeq and is a predicted model, not a curated record.
AUGGCCUACUCUUGCUUCGCAAUGGCAGCGACGGAUCACCUGCUCCCCUCCUUGGGCAUUUUGUCGCGCGAAGCGAACUACGAGUACGCGGUUGCUGUCACUAUGACCGAUCUUGUGGAGUCGCGCACGGCCCGCAGUGGUGCGACUGACGGCAAUGACGGCGUCACUACGACCAACGCGACUCUCCUGAGGGAGGCCAGCGGCCGUUCAGGCCGAUUUUCCCUCCAAUCCUCCGAUGACGAGAGCCCCUGGGGGAUCGUCUCUUCUCUCGUAGAGGCGAGCGGCAGCCUCCUCGAUAGUGAGACUGUAAGCGAACGCCGCCGUCAACGCUCCCUGCUCGACGCCAAACUCAUGUACGGCAAGUCCGCGGCGGUGCUGUACCAAUAUGCCGACGGCAUCUCUCUCAACGCGGAGUUCUUCCUCAUCGACGAAGUCACCGGGACCGAUCUCGACGAGGAAAAACUCCUCGACCUUUGCGCCUCGAAAGGAGCGACAUGCAGCAUCGGCGACGGCACAGGCACCGUCGGCGACCCGCUCGCGUUGCGACAGCUGCUUGACCGCACCGACACGAUCCGUGCGACCGCUCUCCUUACCACCGCCGAAGUUGAGGAUGGCGCCGCGGGCACUGGCGUCGCCGUCGUAUACGAUGGUAAGGUGGAGGUCGUUGCCAAGACUACCGCCAUCGCGGACAGCGGGGAGUCGCUCGAGAGCUUAGCCGCCAGCCUGACCGCGACGAACGAGGCGAAGAUGACAGAGCUUCGCGACAAUACUCUCCUCCAGGGCACAUUGGCCUUUGAGAGCCAGCAACUCGGCGACGUGAGCGAUUUUGACGAGGCCAUCAAAGAAGGCAUCCUCGAGAAGCUUGCUGACCUGGCAGGCUUUGUCGUCGCGCCUUUCGGCUCGAAGAUCGAGGUCCGCGCCGGAAGCGUCGUCGUCGUUGCCACAUUUCCAGGGCUCACGCAGGGGCAAGCGAAUGCGGCCGAGAGCAGCCUCGCCUCGUAUUCCGGGGCGACGGGCCAAGAGGACUUUGAAGAGGCCAUGAGCCCCGUCCUUGGGGGCAUCUCCAUCCUGAGCCCCUUUGCGGUCGACAUCGUGGACAACGAGGAGCCAACCAAGAAGAGCUCGAGCACCGCUGUCGUCGCCAUCGUGGCCGUGGCUGGGGUGGCCGUCGUGGCGGCCCUCCUCGUCGGUGGCUACAUAUGCUACAAGAAGAAGGAUCGGCGUGCUCGUGUCUCAGUCGUGGGACAGAUGGAGGGGGCCGAGCCAAGCCGCAGGACUUCAAAGACGGAUCUGGAAGGUGCGCCCGAUGGCGAUGUGGACGCAAAUUCCGGACAGACGCCACGGACCUCCGUCUACCGUACCUCCGAUGGCAUUUGA